Molecule: messenger RNA, 915 nt
Organism: Cryptomeria japonica (Japanese cedar)
Lineage: Eukaryota; Viridiplantae; Streptophyta; Pinopsida; Cupressales; Cupressaceae
Product: protein NRT1/ PTR FAMILY 5.4-like
Exons: 1
Coding region: 1-915 (304 amino acids)
Biological process (GO): transmembrane transport
Cellular component (GO): membrane
Molecular function (GO): transmembrane transporter activity
Source: RefSeq, a predicted model, not a curated record
AUGAAAUUUUCUGUUUCUAUGAAACAGGUGUUGGUUGCUGUUUUCAGAAAUCGUAAUUUGCAAGUAAGAGCAGAGCCUAACAAACCAAAUCAUAAUGACUUCAAGUGCCUGGAUAAGGCAGCCAUAGGAGAAGAAGAGCAUGGCAGCAAAGAUCCCUGGAAAGCCUGCACAGGGAGACAAGUGGAAGAAGUGAAGCAACUAGCAAGAAUGUUACCAAUGUGGCUCACAGUGAUCAUCUACUCUGUUACUCUGGCACAAGGCGGCACAUUCUUUGUGAAACAGAGCAGCACAAUGGAUAAGAGCCUGGGGCCCCACUUUAACAUUCCCCCUGCCUCCACCCUAGCCAUAGUAAUCAUUGCCACUCUGAUUGCAGUGAGCGCAUAUGACCGACUGCUGGUUCCAAUUGCAGCAAGGAUAACCGGCACUGAACGAGGCAUAACCAUUCUUCAGAGAAUUGGGGCAGGAUUGGUGUUUAUAAUUUUGGCAAUGGUAAUAGCGGCCCUAGUGGAAACCAAGCACCUAAAAAUUGCACAAGCCCACGGUCUCAUGGACAAGCCACAGGCGGUUCCCAUAAGUGUUUUUUGGCUUGCCCUACCCAAUGUAGUGUUGGGUAUAGUAGAUGCUUUUGCUCUGGUGGGUCUGCAGGAAUUUUUCUAUUCGCAAAUACUAGACAGCAUGAGGAGCUUGGGUGUGGCCUCGAAUCUAACAGCUAACGGUAUUGGGAGCUUCGUCAGUAGUCUUUUUAUUCACAUUGUUAAUAAUGUUACCGGCAAGAUGGGUCAUAGGUGGCUAUUGGAUAAUCUCAAUACAAGUCGACUAAAUAAGUUUUACUGGUUGCUGGUUGUUUUGAAUGCUUUCAAUCUUUUGGCUUUCAUAUUCAUUGCACGAAGAUACAAGUAUAAGAGCCUCACAUAA